AUGGCCUUGAGCCUGGGCAGCCACGGGAGGGGGGACAGUCCCAAUUUCUCAGGAUCCGUCUGUGGGGACCUACCAGGGGAGCUGAGCGGGGCCUCGCGGCCAAACGCAGGGGCCCAGAAGCCAAAGAGCUGGUUGGCCGUGGGCCGGGGGCCGCCUGUGGCGGCUCUGCGCCACCCCUGCUCUGUCCCUGGGCCGGCCCGGGGAGAGGCGGCGGCUGCCCUGUGCGCCUCUGCCCAGCCCCCUGCCCCGAGUGGCAGGCAUCAGACCCCGCAGUCCGGGAAUCGCUCUGAACUGGGGGCCCCACCGGGCAGGGUGGCCCUCGCAGCCAUGUCUCGUCUGGAGAGCUGGGGGCCCGGAGCUGCAGGUGCUGAGGGCGCUGGCCGUGCUGUGGCUGGGCGCCCUGACUCUCACCUGCUUCCUGCGGCGAGCGCCCCUGCUCCCCCUGGGGGCCAGACGCGCCCUGACCUCAGCCCGCCGGGGAGCCCGGACGCCUGCAGGCUGGUGCUCGUGGAAAGCACCCCCCAGGGCCUGCCGCCCAUUGCCGGCCGCCCGGCCGCCCAGCCCCUGGCCCAGGCCUGGCUGCAGCUGCUGGACGCCGCCCAGGAGCACAUCCAUGUGGCCUCCUUCUACUGGUCCCUCACGGGGCGGGACGUCGGCGUCAACGACUCGUCCUCACAGCUGGGAGAGGGACUCCUGCAGAGGCUGGAGCAGCUGCUGGCCAGGAACGUGUCUCUGGCCGUGGUCACCAGCAAGCCUGCGCUGGUCAGGGACUCCACGGACCUGCAGGUGCUGGCAGCCCAAGGGGCCCAGGUGCGGCAGGUGCCCAUGAGGCAGCUCACAGGGGGCGUCCUGCACUCCAAGUUCUGGGUCGUGGAUGGCCGGCAUGUCUACGUGGGCAGCGCCAACAUGGACUGGCGGUCCCUGACACAGGUGAAGGAGCUGGGCGCCGUGCUGCACAACUGCAGCAGCCUGGCCCAGGACCUGGAGAAGACCUUCCAGACCUACUGGGCGCUGGGGGCGCCGCAGGCCCGGCUCCCCACACGCUGGCCUCAGAGCUUCUCCUCCCACAUCAACCGCUCCCACCCGCUCCGGGGCCGCUUCGACGGGGUGCCCACCACUGCCUACUUCUCGGCGUCGCCGCCCGCUCUCUGCCCCGGCGGCCGCACCCGCGACCUGGACGCUCUGCUGGCCGUGAUGGGGCGCGCCCGGGAGUUCCUCUACGCCUCGGUCAUGGAGUAUUUCCCCACCUCACAAUUCAGCCACCCCAGCAGGUACUGGCCGGUGCUGGACACCGCACUGCGGACAGCGGCCGUCAGCCGGGGCGUGCGCGUGCGUCUGCUGGUCAGCUGCUGGCUCCACACCGACCCCCGCAUGUUCCCUUUCCUGCGGUCCCUGCAGGCCCUCAGCAACCCGGCCGCCGGCGUCUCGGUGGACGUGAAAAUCUUCAUCGUGCCGGUGGGGAAUCACUCCAGCAUCCCGUUCAGCAGGGUGAACCACAGCAAGUUCCUGGUCACCGAGCAGACGGCCUACAUAGGCACCUCCAACUGGUCAGAAGAGUAUUUCAGCAGCACCGCGGGCGUGGGCCUGGUGGUCAGCCAGGAGGCCUCCCACACCCCGCCAGGGGUGGCCACCGUGCAGGAGCAGCUGCGCCAGCUCUUCGAGAGGGACUGGAGCUCCCCCUACGCCGUGGGCCUGGACAGCCAAGCCCGGGGCCAGGACUGUGUCUGGCACGCCUGA
Talpa occidentalis (Iberian mole) is the source of this 1737-nucleotide messenger RNA. It is a transcript of the gene PLD4, whose product is annotated as phospholipase D family member 4. Gene Ontology annotation, molecular function: catalytic activity. The record is from RefSeq and is a predicted model, not a curated record. Gene Ontology annotation, cellular component: trans-Golgi network membrane; phagocytic vesicle; nucleus. The transcript is spliced from 11 exons. Lineage: Eukaryota; Metazoa; Chordata; Mammalia; Eulipotyphla; Talpidae. Gene Ontology annotation, biological process: phagocytosis; hematopoietic progenitor cell differentiation. Bases 1 to 1737 code for a protein of 578 amino acids.